Molecule: messenger RNA, 2808 nt
Organism: Durusdinium trenchii
Lineage: Eukaryota; Dinophyceae; Suessiales; Symbiodiniaceae
Source: the annotation of a GenBank genome assembly
AUGGAGUACAACAUCGGAGUUUUGCGAGCAUUGCUUCAUAUAGUUUUGCUGAGGCCUUUAAGCAAUUCGUUAGGAAUUUGUCCACUCUUGGUUGAUCCUGGUUGUGGUACAGCACUUUUGAACUCGGACCAGGAGCUCUUCCGUGCGAAACUUCGCCAGCUACCACAGGCAGCUGCUGGCGCUCGGCUUGGCUGCUACCGCGAGUUGCGCGGUAGGCUCUGGUCUGCAGGGCCUUUGGAGGAGGAGAUCGAGAUCCUGCUCUGUCGGUGGCAAGAGAAGUCAGAAGGUGAUGCUUCGUAUCCCUUGAGGACCUACUUCGACAAGCUGAAGCUUUGGUACCGGAUUGCCAAUGUGGAGGAUGAAGCCAUCGGUCCACUGGUGGCUGGACGACUCUAUGGUCGAGCAUCCACGAUCGCCAUGUCUUUGAGAGUGCCAAGGCCAGACGGCACCUUCGAUGUUGGCGAUGCAGCGCUGGUUCGACUAGCUGUUGAUGAAGUCCGCGACCCAGCGACCAAUGUGAUCAUCCAGAACCACAUCCCCUCAGGAGUGCAAUUCCUGGCCAAUGCACUCCGCACGGCGUUCGGUCAGCAAGACCAAGAUCUGGCGACACAAGCACUGGACAAGUUCUUUGGCCUUGCAAGAGGAAAGCUCAGCCUGUCCGAAUACAGCGUCGAGUUCGACAGCCGGUACGAUGAUGCUCAUGACAGAGCUGGACUGCAGUUGAACGAUGUUGGCAAGUUCUUCCUAUGGUUCAAGAACUCUGGCUUGCCAUCCAAGACGGUUGAUGACAUCAAACUGCAGGUUGCUGAUCCUCAUGAAGAGAAUGAUGAGUCCUAUGGCGACUACGACGCCUACUACCAGGACUGGGGCGAUGACUAUGAGGCCGAGGAUUCAUGGUGGUAUGGCUAUGAGGAGGCCGAUGAAGGUGAAUGGGUCUAUGAGGAGUACGCCAACGACGAGAACUACUACGAGAACCAUGAUGCCAGCGAUGAGUCAUGGCAAGAGGUGGACCUUGAGGCUGGCAUGACAUCUGGUUCAGCAAGCGACUCCAAUGUCUCGGGCGAGUACAACGAAGCCUAUUACAAAGGAAAAGGCCACUACUACGCCUACCAGGAGGAGGACAACUACAAGCCUCGUGGUGGUCUGUCGAUCAGCGAAGGCAUUCCUGAUGCCUCAACUCCGCAAGAAGUUGCCACAAGCUCCAAGGAGGUCAAGACGACCAAGAAGGCCGAGAGCUUCGUGAUCCACACGUCAUCCGAGGAUGAGGACUUCAAGAAGCCAACUGAGGGAUAUUCAGGUCAGCCUGAGUAUACUACGAAGGAUCACUAUGACAAGAAGCUCAAGAUGAACUUCAUGGUCUUCAACAUGAAGAAAGAAGAGACACAGAUGAGCUACCAUACCAUCCAUGGGCAAGAACGCUAUGGUUUGCUCAUUGAUCCCGGAGCUGCAUCCGGGCUGGUUGGUAGCGAGACCCUCAGAAUGCUCAAGAGUUGCUCCCUGGGCGAGAUGGAGAUCAACCGCAACAAGAUCACUCCAGUUUCCGGCAUUUCAGGAAACAGCGAGUCAACUCUCGGAGAGGUCACGUUGACCAUGGCGACCGCAGGACAACCCAUCACCUACACGGCGGAGGUCAUUGGUGGAGCUGGAAGCCUAUGCCCAGCACUGGUUGGCAACCCGACUCUUCGUCGAUUGGGUGCAUCAAUCUUGACAGAUUGGUUUGAGAAUGGUGAUGGUAUGCUUGUUCUGAACACCAAGGACGCCAUGGAUGCAGAGGUCAAUCACGCGAAGUUCUUUAGGAUCCUGCUCACAGAUUCUGGACACUACAUCUUGCCUUGUGACAACGUUCAGAACGAGAAGGUUCCAAGAGCUUCGAAGCACGAGGCCAUCGCUUUCUUCCAGAAGAUCACCGAGAUCACUUCGAAAGUUUGGCCUGACGUGCAACCACGGGUCAGACACUGCUUCCAUUCCCAGACGGCGGCAGAGGAUGACCGGUGUGAUUACAAUCGUGAACAUGAACGAGACACAGGCCCAAUGAAGAGGCAAGAUCAUGAUGUUGGUUGUGAUCAUUUGGCUUGCGAGAAUGGAGAAGAAGAUGAACUACGGAAUCCUGUUCCUUCCAGGAAGAUUCACUUCAUUGAUGAGGAACAGCAGAAGAAGUCCGAGGAGCCCUACGACCUCAUGAACAGCGAGAAGAACAAGAGCCUAUCACCAAUUGCAGAAGAGCGCGACUCCGAGGACGAAGUUUCACCAUCAGCCAUUUUGGCAGAGCAGUGCACGAAGAACGACAAGAGCAAAGAGCCUGCGAAGAAUUCAAACCACUUGAUCAACGAGCACCCUGCCGGACCUGCCAUUUUGGCCCCGGCAAUUCAUGAUGAACAAGGCCUACGUGAGGCAAGCUAUGAUGAAGAGAAGAACGUCUUCCUCAGCUACACUGGCGAUAUGAUCCCCGAGACGGCAGAUCAAUUGCGGCAUCUACGAAAGAUCCUGAUGAGAAGAUGUGUGAACGUCUACAAGAUAGACCAGCACUACAACUAUGUCAAGAUCUUUCUGCGCGACAAGAUGCCAAUGGCCGCGGAGCUCUAUGAGGGCGUGGAGAUCAAGAACCUUACCAGCAAAGCGCUCUCCGUGCCAACUACACACAUGCUCAAGAAGCUCCUCCUCGAAACCAUCAAUGCCACUAUGGGUGUCUUCAAUGAAGCAGCAAGGAGAAAGAUCGACUAUGUUCACUGGCUGGACAAUCCUAUGCUUAUGAGCCUCUUCAAGGAGUUCUUCAAGGACCUGAUCCAAGUCAAAGCAGUGAAGAUUUAA